Molecule: messenger RNA, 1200 nt
Organism: Neurospora crassa OR74A
Lineage: Eukaryota; Fungi; Ascomycota; Sordariomycetes; Sordariales; Sordariaceae
Exons: 3
Coding region: 4-1200 (398 amino acids)
Source: RefSeq, a predicted model, not a curated record
ACGAUGGCAUACUCCAAAUACUCUUCCGACCGUGCUCCCGGACGGGAGCACAUCCCCCUCUACCCCAAAGGUUUCAUCGCCAUCCGCAUCAUCCAACUCAUCAUCGCCAUUCUCAUCGCUGGUCUCUCCGCCUUCGGAGUACACAUCUUUGCCUUCGACGGAGACGUCUUGAUCCUAGCAGUUGCCGGAAUAACUCUCAUAUCAUCAACCUACCAUCUCAUCACGCGCUUCUCCACCCCCAAAGCCUACAACUACUGGGCCGUCCUCGCCGUCGAUAUUUUGGUUUUGGUUCUAUGGCUGGCCUCCUUUGCGCUGCUGGCUUCGGAGAUCAUUUGGUUCUUCACGCUUUGGACGUCUAGUUCGGAAUCGAUUCCCACUGUUGAUCCGUAUUAUGACGAUUUUACCCCCGAUGAAGACUCAUAUGACCCUUACACCUAUGGAAUUUUGGCCGCUCUGAAAGGGGCGGUGGGAAAUAAGGCGAGGGCCAGUGGUGGUGUUGAUGUGAAGUAUGGGGAUGGGGGAUAUGAUGAAUCCGCGGUCGUGGCAACGUUGAUAGCGCCAACUUGUGUUAUUGCUGCUGCUGCGUUGGGGGGGAUUGAGUUCAUCCUCCACCUCAUAUCCCUCAUCAUCCACUCCGUUUUCCUCCACCGCCACCGCGCCGCCGGGCUACACAGCAAACCUGUCCAAUCCUCUCCUUCCAGUAACAGCAACAGCGACAGCGACAACAGCAAUACCAUCCUCUUUUCCCCUCAUGCCGUUCCUGCCCCCGCAACCAUCGUCACUACCCCCAACGAGAAACUUCCCUAUCAUCACCAGGAAAUCGACUCGACGCCCAUCUCUGUUCCGUCCAACCACAACCACCGCCAGAACCAGAAGCAGCAGCCGUCAGCCCCAGCGCCGGCUUACACCCCGGUAUCCAGUCAGCAACACCAACGCCAACAGCAACCGUACCUCCAGCAGCAGCAGCGGCACCAUCAAAUGCAGUCCCAAGCAUAUCAACAACCACAAGGCCAGGCUCAAGAACAACCAUCGGUUUACUCUUACUCACCGGUAUCACCGCAGACUACCGGAGGAACGAAUUAUCAUACGCAGUUUCAACAACAGCCGUGGGGGGUGUCGCCUGUUCCGACGACGCCACCUGUGCCGACGCAUUACGGGCCAACCGGGGUGGUGCGGGCGGGGAUUUAUCAGUUGCCGUGA